GAAACCCCUCCGACUGAGACGCGGGUGAAGAUUCGUCAGUAUUGCGGAUUUAAAUGCCUCUGUCCAAGGGCCACCGACCCGCUAUUUUGGUCAGGUUCGCGUGUGCGGUGCCUCGCGCUGUCACGAAUAAACGAUUCACAGGCUGUUGAACUAUCGGAAGAGACUCCAUCGGGUGGGUGAGCACAAUUUACAGCGAAGAGCGGGAUUUUGGUGUUAUUUCCAAGCAAUAUGGCUGGUGAGUGGGGCUGGGGACGCUGGCACAGGCUCUCCAAGGCUCCUAGAUGCUAGCGGAGGCAGGUGGCACCGUUCCCCAUGGAAGCGACAGCUCUAUGAGGACAAGCAAUAUCAAUAAUAAUCGAAAUCCGGACUCUUCAAUCCUAAUAUCCAAGAUGGUAGACGUUGUCAUCCCGUUCUCGUCCGAGGUGCCCUGCGACAAUAAUGGACAGCGCAUGUGGUGGGCUUUCCUUGCCUCCUCCAUGGUGACGUUUUUUGGGGGUCUCUUCAUCAUCCUGCUGUGGAGGACACUCAAAUAUAUGUGGACAGUUUGCUGCCACUGCAACGUCAAACCCAAGGAGGUUCAGAAGGUGGUCAUUCCCGUCCUCAAUCCGACAGCAGAUAGAUCAAAGGGCGAUGAGAAGGAGGGGUUCCCAAUCAUCGAGGUGGGAUGGAUGACUUCAGUCAAAGACUGGGCCGGCGUCAUGAUCUCCGCUCAGACACUCACUGGCCGAGUUCUGGUGGUGUCGGUCUUUGCGCUCAGCAUCGGGGCCCUUGGAAUAUACUUCAUAGACUCCUCAGAUCCAAUAGAAUCCUGCCAGCACUUCUACGAUGAUUUCACGUUACAAAUCGAUAUGGCCUUCAACGUCUUCUUCCUCCUGUAUUUUGGCUUGCGGUUCAUAGCAGCCAAUGAUAAGCUGUGGUUCUGGCUGGAGGUCAACUCAGUGGUCGACUUCUUCACUGUUCCUCCCGUGUUUGUUUCUGUUUACUUAAACAGAAGCUGGCUUGGCUUAAGAUUUCUCAGAGCACUAAGAUUGAUACAGUUUUCGGAAAUUCUUCAGUUUUUGAAUAUCCUGAAAACAAGCAACUCCAUUAAGCUAGUUAACCUGUGUUCCAUCUUCAUAAGCACAUGGCUCACAGCAGCUGGAUUCAUACAUUUGGUGGAAAACUCAGGGGAUCCUUGGGAAAACUUCCAGAAUUCCCAGCCACUUUCCUAUUGGGAAUGUGUCUACUUGUUGAUGGUGACAAUGUCUACAGUGGGCUACGGGGAUGUCUAUGCAAAAACCACCCUGGGGCGCCUGUUUAUGGUCUUCUUCAUCCUUGGUGGUUUGGCCAUGUUUGCCAGCUACGUCCCUGAAAUCAUAGAGUUAAUAGGAAACCGAAAGAAAUAUGGUGGUUCCUAUAGUGCGGUAAAUGGGAGAAAGCAUAUUGUGGUCUGUGGUCAUAUUACCCUCGAAAGUGUCUCCAACUUCCUCAAAGACUUCCUACACAAGGAUAGGGAUGAUGUCAAUGUUGAAAUUGUUUUUCUCCAUAAUAUUUCCCCUAAUCUUGAGCUGGAAGCCUUGUUCAAACGGCAUUUUACCCAAGUAGAGUUCUACCAGGGAUCUGUUCUCAACCCUCACGACCUCGCCAGAUUGAAGAUCGAGUCAGCAGAUGCCUGCUUAAUCCUAGCCAAUAAGUACUGUGCAGAUCCUGAUGCUGAAGAUGCCUCCAACAUCAUGAGGGUUAUUUCGAUUAAGAACUACCAUCCCAAGAUCCGAAUAAUUACACAGAUGCUACAGUACCACAACAAGGCCCAUCUGCUGAACAUUCCAAGCUGGAACUGGAGAGAGGGUGACGAUGCUAUCUGUCUGGCGGAGCUGAAGGCAGGCUUCAUUGCCCAGAGCUGUCUGGCUCAGGGCCUGUCCACCAUGCUAGCCAACCUCUUCUCUAUGAGGUCCUUCAUUGAGAUUGAGGAGGAUACAUGGCAGAAGUAUUACCUAGAAGGGGUGGCUAAUGAGAUGUACACAGAGUAUUUGUCCAGUGCCUUUGUCGGCCUCACCUUCCCCACUGUCUGUGAGCUGUGUUACGUGAAGUUGAAGCUGCUACUCAUUGCGAUCAAGUCGGAGCAAAGUGAAAGCAGCAUCCUCAUCAACCCGGGUAACCAUGUCAAGUUGAAGGAAGGAACGCUGGGCUUUUUCAUCGCCAGUGAUGCCAAGGAGGUGAAGAGAGCAUUUUUCUACUGCAAAGCUUGUCACGACGACAUCACAGACGCUAAGCGGAUCAAGAAGUGCGGCUGCAAACGACCAGCAGAUGGCGCUACAACACCAGGGAACAGUGGAAGUCAGAAAGAGGCUGGCGUUCGAUUCAAAGCUGAUUGCAAUUUAGUAAUGGAUGAAGUUAGACCGUCUUUUCAAAACCGAUCAGUUAAAACCACUGGCUGCAACUCCACCUCCACCACUACAAAUGCAUUCCUUCCCGACAACUUGCACCCCAACCAGGACCCCCUGUUCAACCCGGGCAAACGCAGCAUCCCCCUUGUUAAUAACCGUAAAGGAAGUCUGCUCCCCAUGGGGCCAGGGCCUGCGUCUGACCCCUCAAAACUGCGCUUCAGUAUCUCUGGUCCAGGAGACGUGGUUGCCAGAUCCCAGGCAGCAAGUCGACUGAACCGGGCCCGCAGUCUGCCGAUGAAAUACCGCUACCACCCCAGUAAUGCCAUGCUGCUCAGUCACAGUACGCACUUCGAAGACGAGCAUCCAUCCACUCUCUCGCCUAAAAAAAAGCAGCGCAACGGAGGGAUGCGAAACUCUCCCAACUCCUCGCCCAAAAUGAUGAGUCGACACGACCCCCUUCAAAUUCCUGGAAAUGAACAAAUCGAGAGCAUGGACAUGAGCGUGAAGAGGUAUGACUCGACAGGGAUGUUUCACUGGAGCCCAUCAAAAGACAUCGAAAAAGUAAUUCUGACCCGGAGUGAAGCCUCCAUGACAGUACUGAGCGGCCAUGUGGUGGUCUGUAUAUUUGGGGAUGUCACGUCUGCUCUGGUGGGGCUGCGAAACUUGGUGAUGCCUUUAAGAGCCAGCAAUUUCCAUUACCACGAGCUAAAGCCGAUUGUUUUUGUGGGCUCGCUGGAAUACCUGCGCAGAGAGUGGGAGACUUUACACAACUUCCCCAAGGUCUCCAUCUUACCUGGUACACCAUUAAGUCGGGCAGAUUUAAGGGCUGUCAACAUCAACCUCUGCGACAUGUGCGUAAUACUGUCAGCCAAUCAGAACAAUAUCGAAGAUACCUCACUGCAGGAUAAGGAAUGCAUCUUGGCCUCGCUCAACAUCAAAUCUAUGCAGUUUGAUGACAGCAUUGGGGUCUUACAGGCAAAUUCACAAGGUUUCACGCCUCCCGGAAUGGACAGGUCAUCUCCAGACAGCAGUCCGGUACAUGGCUUUGUGCGUCAGGCUUCUGUCACCACCGGAUCCAACAUCCCCAUCAUCACAGAACUAGUGAACGACUCAAACGUUCAGUUUCUGGACCAAGAUGAUGAUGACGACCCAGACACAGAGCUGUACCUCACUCAGCCGUUCGCCUGCGGCACCGCCUUUGCUGUCAGUGUACUCGACUCCCUGAUGAGUGCAACAUACUUCAAUGAUAACAUCCUCACGCUGAUUCGGACGCUGGUUACAGGCGGAGCCACACCAGAGCUGGAGGCCCUGUUAGCUGAGGAGAACGCACUCAGAGGCGGCUACAGCACACCUCAGACACUUGCAAAUAGAGACAGGUGUCGCGUUACCCAGCUAGCCCUCUACGAUGGACCAUUUGCCGACUUGGGGGACGGAGGAUGCUACGGGGAUUUAUUCUGUAAAGCACUGAAGACAUACAACAUGUUGUGUUUUGGAAUCUACAGAUUAAGAGAUGCUCACCUAAAUGAACCGAGCCCGUGUACAAAACGGUAUGUGAUCACGAACCCACCCUAUGAGUUUGAGCUCGUGCCUACAGACCUGAUCUUCUGCUUCAUGCAGUUUGACCACAAUGCAGGCCUGUCCAGGACAAACUUGUCCCACUCUUCCCAUUCCUCCCAUUCCUCCAGCAAAAAGAGCUCCUCCGUCCACUCAAUCCCGCCCUCCAACCGGCAGAACCGCAGUAGUAAUAAGACCCGAGAGUCCCGCGAUAAACAGAAAAAAGAAAUGGUUUACAGAUGAACCAGAAAAUGCCUACCCACGGAACAUUCAGAUCAAGCCCAUGAGCACUCACAUGGCUAACCAAGUCAACCAAUACAAAUCCACUAGUAGUCUGAUUCCGCCAAUCAGAGAAGUUGAAGAUGAAUGCUGAACAGAGAAAUGUCUUGCUGACUCACCAUACAUCUAUACACUCUUUCAAAAGAGAUGGGAGAUCACCCAUGGAGGAUUGAUGAUGAUGACGAUGAUGAUGACAGGGAUGUUAAAGACUGACACAUUUCUCUUCACUCAUUCUUCUAACCAAGGGUUGGACAGAAACCCAAAUUGGAAGGGACCUCCUAUGUGUAUACCUUUAAUGUUACUUACAUGCUCUUGGACAUUGUUUUAUUUAUUAAUGUAUCCAUAGUGAUGUACAUAAUGACAAUCAACUAAGGAUUGUACAGCCCCUUCCUCUUAGCACUUUUUGGAAUUAUUUUAAGAGUUGACAAAAAAAAAGAGUACUUCCUGUAAUUCUUUGCAAUAGUUCACCUCUUUUUGUGACCAGACUCCAUUGCUAAGGUGACUGGUUAUUGGCGGAUGAAGGUUGCAGCGAUAAAUGAUCAUAUCAUCUCCCAAAGAUCUACCCGGAUGCCUCACGUCAAACCAACUGGGUUCACCAACGUCAUAUCCCCCGUCUGCUUCUGUUCUAUUUGCACUAAAACUGGACAAGUUUCUUUUGACAGAACAACUGGAACCCUCAGAUUCUCUCCCGAUAAAAUGUCAUUGAGGAGGUGAAGGAUGGAGGAAGGAAAGAAGGAGGAAGGGCUGCUUCGUUUCCGAGGCAUACUAAUCUUCUUCUUCUAGGUUGCUAUAAAUCAUGUCAUUGCUUAACAUUUGCUACUUCACCGUCGACUCGUCAUGUUGAGUGAGAGCAUUCCAACCCUGCAGAACAAAGUCAUCCAGCAAAACAGUCGUCUAUAAACACAGACUAUGGCGCACUGCUGGUGUGUGCCGGCUGAAAGAGAACCCUGUACCUACAUGUCUUCUCAUAAUAUGCCAGAUCAUCAAGCCUGUGGCUCUGUUUUAAGCUCCUAUUGCAUGAUUUGUGCCUGAGCCACCUUUACAGAUACAGUGCUGUUGAUCAAGGAUGAAAAACAACUUACCCUGUCCUUCAUGUGUUCAGGAGCAUUUACGUUAUGUGCACGCUGUGUGUGUGUGUGUGUGUGUUUGUGUGUGUGUAGUGUGUUUGUGUGUGUGUGUGUGCGCGUGCGUGCAUGCGUGCAUCGCAGCCACGCAUCCUGAUCAGUGCUGCCAUCUGCUCCUUCGCCAUGUAUGUGAUGGUACACCUUUGAAGGAGCAGCAUGGGGGAUCUUUGCUCUAAAAGUGAAAGUCAUGGUAGAAAAAGAAACUGUCAAAAAAUCUACUGGGUUUGGAUCUAUAAACAGAAUAAUUAUGUUGCAUCAAAACCUCCAACUAUGAUUGAGCAAAGCUAACACAAACCGCAGCUGCGUGUCCGCUGUUGAUGCUUUGCCGUAAUAUCGGCCGCAGAAUUGUGGGAUCACAAAGAAGAGUGUUUUCUGAAUGUUUUGUCUGUUACAAAAAUGUCCUGUCUGAGUUUUUUUUUAAAGAGCCACAUGUUGCAUAAAAGUGGGCAAUAAUGGAGCCUCCAUUGAUCAAAGCAACUGCCUGGCAGAGGGCUGGCAAAGAGGCAAUAAGGAGCUUGGAUGUUCUCUGUUGUCAAUCCAGAUGUCACACGCCUCAAAACUCCCAGGAGUUAAGCUGCCGUGUUCGGUCCUCUAACGUGGGGACACGCUCAAACAUAGUUGGAUGAAAAUGUUACAAUGCCGCAGACUACUAAUAAGGAUACUGGAGAGGAACCAGUGUUCUUUAUGCUAGCCUGUGUGCAACGUCAACAUUGGUUUUGCACAUGUUUCUGCAGUGAUAGAUCCAAAUCCAUCUGUGAUGGAGGAGAGGAGGAUUGAGGUGGUAGCCUUGUUUUCCUAAUACAUAAACUUCAUGCAAAUAUGUUGUUGUAUUUAUACAUUUAUGCAUAACUAUUUUGUCUCCAUAAACACAAUUAUUUUUCUAGACAAGAACUAAGUGAAAGGUACUAUAUACAUACCUGCAAACUUGUCACCUUUCGGUGAAAUUCACCGUUUUUAACUCAAAAUAGGUCAUCCACGUGAAUCGUGGAGAUCCGAAGAGUUUUUGUUUUAGGGGGGAGGGGGGGGGGGUCACCUGGCCCGCUGCCCAGUGUUGCCAGGUCCGCGGUUUUCCCGCGGAAUUGGGCUACUUUUGAAGUGUUGCCGCGGGUUGAAUUUUUUGUCCGCUGGUUCGGGUAGACCUAUUUUGCAUGCAAAUUACAUGAAUAUCUUUAAAUAAAAAUCCAUAUUUAAAAUGAAAUAAUUUAUUUAUACCCAAAUCCUACCAAACUGACUCCAGAUCAGCACGUACACGCCGACACAUCCGCGCACACAGUUGAGCACACUCUCACUAGCACCCCCCCCCCCUCGACAACGCUCGCAGUGGGUCACUUUCCUAUCUCGGGGGCAUCAUGAAGGAGUUAUGGCCAUAUUUUGAGUUCUGAUAUUGGGCUGGUUUUAUUGGCCUUUGGGCUGGUUUUGAUUGGCCAUUGGGCUUGUUUUGUCACACAGACCUGGCAACCCUGCCGCUGCCGUUGAGAUUGCAGUGAGACGCGGAGAAAAGUGUGAAGUGGUGCUCUUCGCAAUAAAACAUCUUUGAUGGGACGUGUCGCGUCUCGGCCAAUCAGCGUUCAGAUGUCGACAUCGUUUGGGGGUUCAGGUUAGCUUGAAUGUUAGCCCGCUACAUCUACUGCUGUCACGCUGCACGGUGUAGCGAUGCUAACAAAGUACCCGUACGUUAAACACGAUGUGAUUUAGCAUAUUUUUAGUAUCGAUACUUCAUUAAGAGAGCGAUCAGAGCGCACGCGCUGCUCCGUGUCGAGCUGUCUGCGCACACUCGCUGCGCAGCGCUCACAGCGAGAGAAGAGGCGCAGCUUUAGAGACCGACUUCGGCUUAAAAAAUAAAAAGAUGCCAGAAGUGAAAUGUUUCAGUCUGUAAAGUUCUGUAACUCUACAGCUGCUCAUCCUGAUGAACUGUGUAUCAUCUGGUCAGAGACUAACGGCCUCAUAGUGUAUAAUCAAUGCUAUGAUGGAACCAUGUAGUUUCAUUCAUAUCUGGCUGUAUUAAUACUAAUAUUACUGACAUUUGUUAAGUGUUGAAAAAGUUGGUAAAAAGUGAACCAUA
Messenger RNA from Pseudoliparis swirei, 7385 nucleotides. Its product is annotated as calcium-activated potassium channel subunit alpha-1-like. Gene Ontology annotation, molecular function: large conductance calcium-activated potassium channel activity. The transcript is spliced from 30 exons. The record is from RefSeq and is a predicted model, not a curated record. NCBI's taxonomy places the organism in Eukaryota, Metazoa, Chordata, Actinopteri, Perciformes, Liparidae. Bases 282 to 4163 code for a protein of 1293 amino acids. Gene Ontology annotation, cellular component: postsynaptic membrane. Gene Ontology annotation, biological process: potassium ion transport; transmembrane transport.